Messenger RNA from Umbelopsis ramanniana AG, 641 nucleotides. RefSeq lists its product as uncharacterized. The record is from RefSeq and is a predicted model, not a curated record. Gene Ontology annotation, cellular component: spliceosomal complex; nucleus. The transcript is spliced from 3 exons. Lineage: Eukaryota; Fungi; Mucoromycota; Umbelopsidomycetes; Umbelopsidales; Umbelopsidaceae. The coding region runs from base 50 to 493 and encodes 147 amino acids. Gene Ontology annotation, biological process: mRNA splicing, via spliceosome.
GCUCAAAUACAACACGGCAUUCCUUUCCUUCAACUAUUAAUAAGCGACCAUGCCGAAGAUCAGGACACAGCGGACGAAACGGCCACCAGAAGGCUUUGAUGAAUUGGAGCCAACUUUCCGGGAGUUCGAUAAGAAAAUGAGAGAUGUUGAAAAUGAAUCACACGAAGGAAAGCGCAAAGUGGAAAGCGUGUGGCCAGUGUUCCGAAUCCAUCACCAGCGAUCUCGCUAUGUCUAUGAUCUGUACUAUAAACGCAAGGCUAUAUCCAAAGAGUUGUAUGACUACCUACUAAAGAACAGCUAUGCCGACGCCAAUCUUAUCGCAAAAUGGAAGAAGCCUGGAUUCGAGCGAGUGUGUUGUUUAAGAUGUAUACAGCCUAAAGAUACGAAUUUUGGCACUACUUGCGUUUGUCGAGUUCCAAAAGCGAAGUUGGAAGAAGGGAAAAUUGUCGAGUGCGUGCAUUGCGGAUGUAGAGGUUGUGCCAGUGGAGACUAGACGACAGGCUCGGGGAAUUCAAAUCACCCUUCCACUUCAACUGUCAUCACCAUCAACACCCAUCAUCCAACAAUGUCGUUGGAGAUAACGAAUCAUAAAUAAAUUUUUGUUUUAUUCUCUACGUUUGUUCUUCAAAAAAGUUACACGA